Messenger RNA from Stylonychia lemnae, 4221 nucleotides. NCBI's taxonomy places the organism in Eukaryota, Ciliophora, Spirotrichea, Sporadotrichida, Oxytrichidae. The record is from the annotation of a GenBank genome assembly.
AUGCAAGCUUCUGAUUACAGAGAGCCUUUUCUCGAAGGAUAAGUGAAUUAUUCUACGGUAUAGAACCUAAAAAAGAAUAUUUAGAGUCUACCCUAGGAUUAUUAAUGGUUAUUUGAUGAGUUCAAUGAAGUUAAUUACUCAAAACCUGAGAGUAGAAUCAAACAUAUUCCAUACAAAUUGGAAAAACCUCUAUUGAAUCUUAAUAUACAUUAACUCAUAGUCCUACCACAUAAAAAUUUAAUCUUAGCAGAAUAUACAGAUGGUUGCUAUUAUACCAUUAAAUAUCUUGACUUCGUAGAUCUUAAUACUCUUUAAACGAUAAAGUCUAUGGAACUUUAAUAAUAACUUGAUGAUAAAAUCAUUUAUUAGGUUUUCAAUGGAGUUGAUUACAUCUUUUAUCAAGAGCGCUAUGGAUGUAUUCGCCUUAUUAAGUUUGAUGAUUUCGAACAAAAAGAAGAAAAAUAUCUUAUUGAAUUUUAUAUGGAUAAUUAUGAGCCUCUCUAUAAUGCUUCAAUCAUUGAUGAAUUCACAAUCAUACUUUAAAAAGGACCAUUUUUUAUUUUAUAUAAGCUCGAUACCAUAUCCUUAAAUUAAAUGAAUCCAGAUACUAGAAUUAGAUUUGAAAUCGGCUACUUUAAUUCACAAGAUUAUAUGAAUUAGAUUUCUAAUAAUUCUAAUUAGAUAUUCAUUAAAGUUGGGAAACAAGGUCAAACUAUAUAUCAAAUGCUUAGAUCCGACUAUAGUUAUAACGAGAAGCAUAGAAAUUACUACAUUUUUAAGGAUCUUUCAAAAACUUGUUUCCUUGAUGAUACUACUCUUCAAAUUUCUUUAAAACUUGAUAAAAAGCUCUAUGUUGUUAGAUAUUUCAAUUUAUAUGAUUUUCUAAUGGAUGAGAGCUUUAACCUAUACCAAUUGAAUACUGACACUUUAACCCUUGAAAAAAUUCAUAAACUAUAUAAAGCCAGCUUUACAAACAUGGAUAAGAUUGAAACUUCUCCAACUAAAAUAAUACUACUCUAUAAAGAUCAAAUAGCGAAUUAUACUUUCUUGAUUUUUGAUUGUAGAACUUUUUAAAUGCUAGAUUGCAUAAAAAAUAUUAUGAGUGAUAAUUAUCAUACUUUUGGAAUAGAUACAGUAAACAGUAGAAUUUACUAUAAAUCUGCAAAAAUGGAUUUUAUUAGCUAUUUUAGAUUUAUUACAAACUAUGACAUGUAUUAUGGCUGCUUAAUUCCAGUCCUAAGACAAGGUAAUUAAAUAAUUAAGAAUGAUUUAAAAGAUUUUUGGGAAAACUUUAUUGCAUACAAUUCAAAAUCAGAAGAUAUAUUUCACAUUUAAGACCUUAAUUCUGGGUUCAUUAAAGACAUUUCUAAAGAAAAUUCUGAUAAUUUCUUUUCGUUUGUGAGAAAUAAUGUAGGUAUUUUUUAUCAUCCAGAAUUUUAAGAGAUUAUUAAAUAAAAAUACGAUGAUUAAAAUACAUAUUAAGAAGUUUAAAAUAUUAAUUCAGAAGAUAUUCUUGAGAGGAAAGAUGUUUCUUAGAUAUAUUUAAAUGGGAAUCGUAAAGUAAUAUGGUCUGAAUUUAGAUAGAAAUCUUAAUAAUACUAUGAUUUUAACAACUUUUUCUGUAUUAUGCUAAACAGAUUCAAUGAAAAGCAGUAUGUGCUUGAAAUAUCUGAGAAAAACACGAUUGUCUAUUAUGAUAAAAUGACUUAAGCUUUCACUAAAAUUGAUAUGUUAGAUAUCGUGAAGAGCUCAAAUAUUCCUAUUCUAGCAUUAUUAGACGAUGAACUUGGAAUAAUAGUUAUAAGUUAUUCUGAUGAAGUCAAGAUUUUUAGCCUUGAUAGUAAAUAGAGAAUUAAAGAAAUAUCUGGUAAAAUGGAUCAUAAAUCUAUCUUUAUGGGAAAUAACUAUGUCUAAGUUAAUUGUGAUUUUGUAUCGAAUAUUUUAUUCUUUAAAAAUAGAAAAGUAGAUAAAUUUAUACAAAUCUAAUACCUAUAAUAAUCAAGUUAACUAGAAACAUUUAAUUGUUAUCAGAAGGACAUUAAUUAAAAAGCUUACUCAUUGGUUAAAAGAAAAUCUAAAGGUGAUGAAUCAGGAAUUUAUACAAUGAUUUCUAAUUCAUUUUAAGACAUGUUUAAUGAGUAAUAUCUUAUUCAACCAGUUUUUCCCGCCUUCUAUUUUGAUUAUGCUUAGAAAAUAAUUAUUGAUUCAAGUGCAAUUUAGCUUUACAUUAAAAAUGAGCUUGAGAUGGUUGGAAACUUUGAGAUUGACAUAACAGAUCAAUUAAUAAUUGACUAUAAUUCUGUUAUUCACCAGAAUAAUUAAGAAAUUGUAAAGGAAAUAUCAUCUAAUGUAGAAAAAUACUUAAAAUUUGUUUCUGGAUUUGGAACAGGAUUUGGAGUUUUCUAGAAUAACUUAGUAGCUUUGGAAACUAUUGCAAAAUAGAUAUCAAUGAAAGAUAAACAAUCCUUACCUAUCCUAAUAUGCUAGAAAAUGCUUGGAGGAGAUUCACCUUUAGAUUUUUGCAUUAAGGCUCAUCAGCAGAAAAUAAUCAACCUUAUGCUAACUAUAAUAAUAAAAUACUAGGAUCACAUAAUGUUUAACAAGCUUAUAGAUAAAAAUUUAUGUGAACUGAUUAAACAAUAAAUAGACUUGCAGGAAUAUUUCGAGAGUUCUCUUCCAACGUAUUAAAUUGUUAACCCUCAAUAUCCAAGUUAACAUCAUGAUGAACAAGAAAUAAUAGUUGGCAAAACUUUAGAUCAUCCAAAAGAGGUUCACGAUAAAUAUGAUGAACUAUUUGGAGGGAAAUUAUCAAAAUCAGAUUCUGAAGAUGAAUCUAUGGUCUCUGUAGAAUAUUAGUUGAUAAAUUUACCUGAAACUUUGACAAGAAAUCCAAGAGAAUUAAUGAAAGAACUUAGUGAUACAGAGAAACCAGAAUACUUUGAGAAUCUGGUCAUACAGAAUAUAAUUAACUUUAAGUGGAACACAUACACGAAAACAGUUUAUCAGAAAAAAUUCUACAUUUACUUGAUAUUCUUGGCCACUUUUAUAUUUGACAUUUUCUAUUCAGCCUAUUCCAACAAGAGACAAGUUAAAGCAGAAACUGAGGAGAAUUAAUUAAUAGUAAACGCAUCUGAAGUUUCAGAGCCAAAUAUAUGGAUCAAAAUAUCAGCUAAGGUUGUUUGUUCAGCUGUACUUAUUUACUUCCUUCUACAUGAGGUAGAACAACUGACUAUCUAAAAGGCUAAUUAUUUCAGAGAUGUGUGGAAUUAUUUUGACUUUACUCACAUUAUUGCAUUUGUAACAUUUUGCGUAAUUGACUUUACAAAUGAAGACUCAGAUAGUCUAAUCUUGAUUAAGAUCCUGGUGAUAGUCCUGUCAUUUAUGAAACUUUUCUACUUCUUAAGAAUUUACGAUGGAUUCAGUUUCUUGGUUUAAAUGAUGGGUGGUGUGUUUAAGGAUCUUAAAUACUUCAUCUCUUUCUUCCUCAUUUUCAUUCUGCAGUUUGGAAUGAUCUUCUUAGUCCUUUUUAAGGCAGCGUCCAUUGAUGAGUAUAAUGGAGUGAACAAAAUGGCAUAUUUCUUAAUGGCCUUCAGAAUCUCAUCAGGAGACUUUCAAUUGGAUGAAUAUCAGAACUAAGAUGACACCGUGGUUAUAUUUGCAUGGAUCAUCUGGUUAAUUGCAGUUAUGACCUUGAAUAUUGUGUUCAUGAAUUUCAUAAUCGCUGUGAUUUCAGAAUCGUAUGAGAGAGUCAUGCAGAAGCUAGUAGCUGAGUCCUACAAAGUAAAAGCAAAUAUGAUCGUAGAAAGAGAGCAAUUGUUUUCUGACAAAGACCUUACUAAAGAAGAACUGUUCCCUAAUUUCAUCAUUGUAAGAAGACCAACAAACAAUGAUUCUAAUGAUGCUGGAGAAUGGCAAGGCUUCAUCAAAGACUUGAAGUACACAAUCAGAACUAGCGCAGCGAAAUCCAAGAGUGAGAUGAUUUAAAACUUCCAUUCAUCAAUUGAGAAAAUUUAUGGAGCUAUUCAGUAAAAUCAAUAGAAUAAUAAUUAAAAUGACAGUAUUGAUGAAAAACUUUCGUAGUUAAAUGGAAAACUUGAUUCAAAAGUAGAAGGACUUGAAUUUCAAGUUAAAAAUAUUGACUCAAAAGUUCUAGGGCUUUAAGAUGAUAUGCAAUUUAUCAAAAGCACUCUAGUAUAAUUACUAUAAAAGUAAAAUCAGUGA